Molecule: messenger RNA, 1128 nt
Organism: Baudoinia panamericana UAMH 10762
Lineage: Eukaryota; Fungi; Ascomycota; Dothideomycetes; Mycosphaerellales; Teratosphaeriaceae
Exons: 3
Coding region: 1-1128 (375 amino acids)
Cellular component (GO): mitochondrion
Source: RefSeq, a predicted model, not a curated record
AUGGCUACUCACACUCUCUCCCGCCGUAUCGCGACAAGGCUCAGCAACAAGCGACCAGAGUCCUUGGUACGACCCUUCUCCACCACACACAGGCACGCCAAAUCACCCGCCCUUUCCGACAUCGAACCAGAUCAAGGCCACAUCUUCGACUCCAAACAGAAAGACUUCCGCGACAACCUCGCCGAAGCGCAACGGAGAAAGAAAGAACAAGACCGUCAGUCAGCUCUCCAGUCAGCGUCCACCCAAGCCGCUAAGUCCUCUUCUUCCUCCUCUCCCAAAUCUACCAUCUCCGAAUACCUUGACGCUGCGGGCCUAGGCUCACUUUCUAAUGCUGCAGGCGAAGCACAACGCAGGACCGCAGACCAUGGCAAGAAGAAGGCUCCGUCAGGCGGGCUGAGCAGUUUCAUCUACGGAACCGAGGAGGGUAGGGAGAUGGAUCGGGAGAUUGAGCGCAGCUUCUCGCAGGUGCUGGCGAGAGGGAAGUAUGUGCAUAGCAUUGUGCUUCAUGAGGUGAAGCCGGAUAAGGUGGAUGAGUAUGUUGAACUGGUGGGGAAGUGGUAUCCCAAGGUUGCGAACGACCCGCAUAACAAGGUGCAUUUGGUUGGCAGCUGGAGGACGGAGGUAGGAGACUGCGAUACGUUCGUUCACAUCUGGGAGUACCAACGCUACGCCGGCUACCACGCCUCGCUACACAGCAGUCGCAGCCACCCGGAGUACGCUGACUUCGAUCGCAAGCUUCGGACUCUGAUUAACAGCAAGAAUACUUCGCUUAUGCAAGAGUUCCGGUUCUGGCCAACAAGUCCGCCGCGGAAGCUUGGUGGAGUGUUUGAGCUGCGAUCAUACACCCUACAUCCUGGUAAUUUGCUAGAGUGGGAGACACACUGGCAGAAGGGCUUGGCAGCACGGAGAGAAGUGAUGGAAGGCGUCGGAGCUUGGUUCGUACAGAUUGGUGAUCUAAACGCAGUGCACCAUCUCUGGCAAUUUGCAGAUCUGGAAGAGCGUAGAGCACGGCGUGAGCAGAGCUGGAGUGUCUCAGGCUGGGGUGAAACGGUACACAAGACUGUGCCACUCAUUCAGAGCAUGAAGAGUAGGAUCAUGGUUCCAAUGCCCUGGAGUCCGAUCGGUUGA